UGGGCAACGAGUAUGCAGUGAGAAGGUCGCAUCGCUUUCCGAGAAUGGUCAACUGGGAGAGUAAGCCGAACACUACACUCGGGAAGGAUGAAGUGACCAGAUUAUUUGCUAAAAAUUUGACAGUGUACUCCAUGUUAUGUCCUCGGCCGAAUGAGAUUGAGUUUGUGAGUUACAUAACCGGGGGUCAGCCUCCGUUAUUUGUUGACUUGGAGGAACUUGUGUUGGGUGAGGAUGGGCAACCAACACAGGAUGCUUUGCGAAGCCAGGCCGAAAAGCUUGCCUCCACAUUGGAAGAACGAGCGGAGGCAACCCGAAUAUUUAAAGACUCUACACCACCUCCACCGUCUCCACCACGUGCACCGCCUGCAGUUCCAGAUGGGUCUGGUGUUGACCCAUCUGCAGCUUCAGUUCCAGAUGAGUGUGGUGUUGACCCACUUGCAGCAUCACAGGAUCCUCCUGUUCCCCCGUCAGCUUCUAUUCCCAGCACCUCAGAGGCUCGUGAUCCAGUAUACCCUGCCAUUUUGGCAAGGUUGGAGACUGUGGAGAGGGGGCAAAUUGCUUUGAGGGAAGGGCAGGCCGCUCUGCUAAGAGGACAAAAAGCGAUUAUGGAUCAGUUGAAGACCAUAAUGACGCUCCUGCAAGAUCCUGGAAGGCCGGCAGCAGAUUCACAGCCACAGCCACAGCCACAGCCACACACUGUAAGAGAGGCUCGACCACCGAAGAUGACUUCAUUCUCCCAAAUGAUUACAAACCGGAUGAUGAUGACAUGUUCUGUACACCUGAGAAGACGAAGAUACUCAGGAUUCUGA
Cannabis sativa is the source of this 809-nucleotide messenger RNA. RefSeq lists its product as uncharacterized. The transcript has 2 exons. The record is from RefSeq and is a predicted model, not a curated record. Lineage: Eukaryota; Viridiplantae; Streptophyta; Magnoliopsida; Rosales; Cannabaceae. Bases 45 to 809 code for a protein of 254 amino acids.